ACGCGUGCAGAUUUCUAUCGCGCGAAAUAUCGGUAACAAUAAGCGCACACUCUCAUCUCUCCACUCACAAUUUACCCUCUCCAAUCUCCUCCAUCACAAACGACAAAUGGCCGCCGCCGCCGCCGCCGGAGUUCACCUUAACCACAUCGCUCGCGAGACCGCAGAUGUGAAGCGCCUCGCUUCCUUUUACGAAGAGAUUCUAGGGUUUGAGAGGAUUGAGACGCCUAAAUUCGGCGACUUUGAGGUUAUUUGGCUCAAGCUCCCGCCUUUUGCCCUCCAUCUGAUCGAGCGGGACCCACGGUCGAAGCUUCCAGAGAGCCCGUACAGCGCGCCUCAGCCGGUGGGGGAUAUUGAUCCUAAGGCGAUCUCGAGGGGUCAUCACCUCUCUUUUGGCGUUUCCAAUUAUGAAUAUUUCGUCAAAACCCUGAAGGAGAAAGGGAUUAAUACGUUUGAGAAGACGCAGCCUGAUGGAAAAACGAAGCAAGUGUUCUUCUUUGAUCCAGAUGGUAAUGGCUUGGAAGUUGGGAGCUGGGGAGCACCAUAGUUCUCAAGAGAGCAACAGCUGGGCAAAGAAGAGUGAUUAUAAAUGGGUGGGGUGGGGGGUCAUUCUCCAUUGCGUCUGCUGUGAACUCUUUUAGUGUAAAUCUUGUAUAAACGAAGAAUAUAUUGGUUUCUUUGCUUCUAAUAUUCUGCAACUUUGGUUGCUUCCUUGCAUCUUUGUCCUUUCAGUUUAUGUACACAAGUCAAAUCUACACUGUAAAGUUUGCACGGUCAAACGAACUGUAUUUGGUAUCUAAGAACGUUGUUUGUUGGUA
This is a messenger RNA of Asparagus officinalis (garden asparagus), 815 nucleotides long. RefSeq lists its product as uncharacterized. The transcript is spliced from 4 exons. Lineage: Eukaryota; Viridiplantae; Streptophyta; Magnoliopsida; Asparagales; Asparagaceae. The record is from RefSeq and is a predicted model, not a curated record. The coding region runs from base 107 to 544 and encodes 145 amino acids.